CAGCUGCUUGUUUGGAGACAGAAUCUUCCAUGGUUGUUCUAUGGAGAUCAGCUAGGAUUAGCACCUCAGAUACUCAGAAAUACCCUGCUUUCUACAAAUUUCAGCUUUAAAGGUCAAAACCAGAAUACAAAACUGAAGUUUGUUGCAGCUUCUUAUGAUGUGAGAGGAAAUUUUCUCAAGUGGAGAACUUUGGAAGGAGGUCUUUUACAGCUUUGUCCAGACACGGUGUCCAGACUAGAUGCUGCUUAUGACUUUGGAACAACUUAUCAGCAAAAUUGUGAAAUUCCAGUCUCCAAGAUCUUAACUGACUUUCCAAGUCCAAUUUUUUAUGAUCUAUAUCUUGAGUAUACUAGUGAACAUCUUUGGGCUAUACCAAUAUUAAACCUAAAUCUUCGGCACAAUGAAAUCCCCGUGAACCAAGACAGCAGCUCUAACAAGUGGCUUCUGACUCGCCGCCUGUUCUUGGUGGAUACAUUAAGUGGACGAGAGAAUGACCUAGGGAAUAUACCAAGAGUAAUUCGAAUUGCCAGCAAAUUAACAAUGAGUAUUUGCCUUGUACCCAAUACUCAAAGUGGAAACAUUUAUCCCCCUCUAAUUACUGUUGCCUACCAGGAUGUUGAGAUCCAGAAUCCGGAUAGCCAGUCUGUGAUGGUUUCUUUCUCAGUCAAAUAUGAAAUGAACCAAGAAGAAGCACAUACCCAAACUAAUAUUGCAUUAGGUGUAUUGGGUGGGCUGGCAGUUUUAUGGUCUCUUUUAAAGACUGCAGGAUGGAAGAGACGCAUAGGAAGUCCUAUGAUUGACUUGCAGACCAUUAUGAAGUUCUUGGUGUACUAUGCUGGAGAUCUAGCGAAUGUUUUCUUUAUCAUCACUGUGGGAACAGGUCUUUAUUGGCUUAUUUUUUUCAAAGCACAGAAGGCUGUCUCUGUUUUGUUACCAGUGCUAGGUCAAGAAGAAAGCUUUGUCACGUAUGCUUUUGCCUUAAAGGCUCUGCAGUUCUUGCACAAGCUUGUAUGCCAGGUUACUAUAGAUAUCUUUCUCAUUGACUGGGAGAGACCCAAAGGCAAAGUUCUUAAAGCUGUUGAAGCAGGUGAAGGUGGCCUACGAAGUGCUACCGUUCCUGUGAGCAUAUGGAGGACAUAUUUUGUAGCCAACGAGUGGAAUGAAAUUCAGACUGUGAGAAAAAUUAAUCCCCUCUUUCAAGUGCUUACUGUUCUCUUCUUUUUGGAGGUUGUUGGAUUCAAGAACUUGGCAUUAAUGGAUUCAUCCUCCAGUCUUUCAAGAAACACAAAUAGCUAUAUCGCAUCUUAUAGCCGCAUUUUGCGAUAUGCUGUGUCUACUGUCCUUUGGAUAGUUAUUGGCAGGAUACAGAUCAUGUUCUUUGCUGUCUUUUAUGAGAGAUUUGUAGAAGAUAAAAUACGACAGUUUGUUGAUUUGUGCUCCAUGAGCAAUAUCUCAAUAUUUCUCUUAUCACACAAAUGUUUUGGAUAUUAUAUCCAU
Messenger RNA from Gracilinanus agilis (Agile Gracile Mouse Opossum), 1497 nucleotides. Its product is annotated as meckelin-like. Gene Ontology annotation, cellular component: ciliary transition zone; MKS complex. NCBI's taxonomy places the organism in Eukaryota, Metazoa, Chordata, Mammalia, Didelphimorphia, Didelphidae. Gene Ontology annotation, biological process: cilium assembly. The record is from RefSeq and is a predicted model, not a curated record.